Messenger RNA from Anisakis simplex (herring worm), 3027 nucleotides. NCBI's taxonomy places the organism in Eukaryota, Metazoa, Nematoda, Chromadorea, Rhabditida, Anisakidae. The record is from the annotation of a GenBank genome assembly.
AUGAAGAUUCUGUGGGAGAGUGACGAUUGGCCAGGUGCUGUAGUGGAACCAGGUGUAACAUGUCUAAAUUGGAUACCAAAUGUGAACAAACCUGGCUUUGGAUUACUUGCAGCAGGUUCAGAAUCUGGCGCGGUGGGAGUGACAUCAACAGAAUUGUAUGGUGGACGUGACGAUCUGAAACGUUAUAACUUCAACUUACGUGGUCAUCAUAGUGCAAUUAGCAUUGUGGCAUGGAACUGUGAACAGACCAAAUUGGCCAGUUGUGAUCUGUCAGGAAUUAUUUAUGUAUGGGUACCGAAUGAAGAGAGGUGGAGUGUGGAAUUGGUCAACGAUAGAGGUAUCAAGGUUCGUGAUGUAAGUUGGAGUCCGAGCGGUACGUCUGCAUUGAUUUGUUAUGAAGAUAAUUUUGUCUUAAUCGGCUCUUCAAAUGGGCAACGCAUUUGGUCGAGCUCGUUCGCGGUUACAGUAAUGUGUGGUGUUUGGGCACCUGAUUCUCGGGAGCUUGUUCUUGGCUUCAAUACGGGCGCUAUUCAAGUGCUUACAGAACAGGGUGCAACUGUCACUGAACGUUCAUUAUUACCCUGUGCAGUGCAGCGACUUGCUGCUUCUCCUCUUCGCAAAGAUGGCAAAUGGACUCUUGCUGUAUGCUCAGCAUCUAAUAGCAUCCUCUUCUUGAACGCUUAUGAUGAGGUAGAACCGUUGAGUUGGCAAAGUACAGAACCACUGCUGAGUGUGCAGUGGAAUGCAAGUGGUACAUUACUGGCUGUGAUUUGCUGUCGUAAUCGUUUGAUUGUUCUCGAUUAUCGAUCUACGCUCUUCUAUUCACAGCAAGUGCCGAUUAAUUCACCCAAUAAUCUGUUAACUGCCUUCACAUGGGCACAUGAUGAUCAAGUGUUAAUCGCUGCUGCUGGAGGGCAUCUGGCUGUAGGUCGUGUUUUGAUCGGUGUACCAUCGUUGUUCAACCUAGUCACCUAUAAUCUUUGGUUGAUGAUGGGAUCGUCUGCACGCCGUGUCGAUUCCCUUCCACUCCCAAUUCGCGAGCGUAACUCGAUACGUGAAUUGGACCAUCAUUUCAUUAGAUGUCGUAUUCCAUCUCGUGAACAGUUAUCCGCUCAAGUAUGUGAGCCAUCAGAUUGGCGAUGGUAUUGUACUAUCAAGCCAAUACCCCGUAAAGCACACUCAUAUGUGCUCUGUAUGGAGCAUAUGGGUGGUUUAGUGCCGAUUUUAGUUGGUCGUCAAACAAAUCGCAUAAUACCACAAUUUCAUAUUUCGUUACUUAGUCCCUCUACGGUCGUCUCAUCAAACAGUCGAUCAUCCACUCCUGAUAACGGCUCUUCAGCUCAAGUUGAAGAUGUCGGUGCGUUUACACGUCAUUCAACGCAGCGUAAUUCUGUGUGGAGGAAAAGUAAACGUCAACUUAGGGCGCUGAUGAACAGACAUGUUGCUUGCAGACAACCGGUCAACACCAUCAAUGAUAAAUUGUUGCAGGUUACUUCUAAUGUUUGGUGUACGAGAUUCAAGAUGACUUCAUUGGCAACAAAUAUCCUUCCUCCAUUCCUUGCUCAGGUUAUUUAUAAGACAUCUGUGUUACAUUUACAACCCCGACAAAUGACCGUACAACUAGUUGAUCUGAGUCGUCGAAGUACGACGAGUCCUCUGUUCAGUUGCUGUCGUCGAGGAGGAGCUGCAGCCGCAGCAGAAGUAGCGACAACACGUCGUUCUUCACCGAAAAAUGCAAAUGCAGUUGAAACAUCAUCAAACGAUCAAGUGUAUCUGUGUGAUGAUAAUAUGCGACAUGUUACUGUUGCGCCAUCUGAUCGAGAAUUAUUCGUGGCUGGUGCUGUACCUCAGGGAGAUGAUGCUGAUUAUGAAAUUGCUGGCAUGGGAGUACCAGUUGAAGAUGAAAGUGAUGAGCCACUCUCACCCGAGGAACGCCUCCUCUAUCAGAAUGUCUUCACGGAAUUCAAUGAACUUCGAGUAGCAGUUGAGAGGCAUAUUGCAAAAAUGAAAUGUUUUGCCAAUGAUUUGGAACGAUCAUCUCAUAACCUUGAACCGAUUAGUCCGAAUAGUAAUGUUGCUGGUAUUGGUUCAACGCACACAGUUAGUGAGCAACUGAACUUGUUGUCCCCUGCUAUCUCUCAACCUACUGUAGUCACGACAAGUGGGGCAACUUCGACUCUCGGAAAAUUGCCCAAAGUAUCGGCGUCACUCAAGGAAGACUGGACUGCAAGUGCCACAUCUGUAGGCGGUGCUGGUACUCGAAUACAACGUGCCGAACUUACAAUCGGGCCAUCAACUUCGGAUAUGGAUUGGCAUCAUCGAUACGACGAUAUCGAGUAUAUUGAUGAAGAUGAUUCGAUAGUUAUGCGGAAUCUAAGCGAAAAGAUACCGUUGGUUGAUCCGUUUCGAGCUCAUGACUCUUCUCGAAAGGGGCUGCGUCAGUUGAAUGAUAUAUCAUCCGUGUUAGAUAAGCUGGCAAAAUUAGCGAACGAUUUAACGACACGUUGUACAAUCGGACAGUUGAGUCACGAAGCUAGUCCAUCAAGUUCACGACAGCUGAAUUAUAACGGACGAAACAAUUCGCUUGAAUUGAACGAAACUCAUGCUACGGUGUCCUCGCUUCGUUCCCAGUUAAAAGAUAUUGCUAAGAAAGUAACGCAGAUAGAAAGGAAAAUCAACUAUGGUGAUGAGUUGUUGGACGAAGUUUAUGGCGAUCUGCAACAGCGAGUUCAACAUAUCAAAGCAGUUCUCGGAGAGCAACCGGCCAUCUCUGACGAGAUACCACUGCUUACCAUGCAAAAUAAAGCGCCUUUCUGGAAUGAAGCCAGUCAAGUUUAUCAGCUCGAUUUUGGUGGUCGCGUAACACAAGAAUCAGCGAAGAACUUUCAAAUCGAAUUUUGUGAUAAGCAAGUAAUGCAGUUUGGUAGAAUUGAAAAUGGUGCAUAUACUCUCGAUUUUCGUGGACCGUUCAGUGCAGUGCAGGCAUUUGCUGUUGCAUUAGCUUCAAUAACCCAGCGAUUGAAGUAA